Molecule: messenger RNA, 870 nt
Organism: Zygosaccharomyces rouxii
Lineage: Eukaryota; Fungi; Ascomycota; Saccharomycetes; Saccharomycetales; Saccharomycetaceae
Exons: 1
Coding region: 1-870 (289 amino acids)
Source: RefSeq, a predicted model, not a curated record
AUGUUUGCCACUUUAUACCUAGAAUUUUCAAUUCUACUUCCCCUUGCACGGUUACAAUAUUCGAAAAUGUAUCCCAAUACAACAGUGUUGGUUCGACAAGUGCUAGAAUUGAAUCCUCAACGUGAUUUCAAGAAAUGGGACGACAUUGCAAGUAAAUUGAACCUUUUAUUUUACCAAGAGCAUAUCUGGAAUACACCAUACUUUUUUUAUGAUGGUCAACAGACUCAACUUGCAUUCAAGGAUAAUGUUUUAAGGCCAUAUCACCAAGGAAAAUUUAACGGUAUUACUGAUGCGGACAAGAUUCAAUCAGCAAGGAGUUAUAUGCAAUCAAUAAAAAAGGAUUUUGGAUUAUCAUUGAGAGACAGUUUGUCAAAACCCGUUUUAAAUUCCAAAUUACCCAGAGACACCUACAGAGGCAAGUUCUCCUUUUACUCAAGAUAUUUGCUCGUGGGAUUGACUUAUUUGUUUCAAAUUGACUCUCUGUUAAAAAUUGUAACAACAUUUGGCCAAAAACCAUUCGAGGCUUUGAUUUCGCUCAUAUAUUGGCAGUUUCUGUUCUUGAUAUUCUACCGCUAUCGCUAUCGCCUUCUGUAUCAAGAGAUGGGUACAAUGCAAGCAAUCAAAUUUUUGUCGAUAAUAACAAAAGUCAAUCCUGAAAAGGAACUGAAUAAAUGGGAUCAAGUAGCCAGACAUAUGAAUGAAUAUCUAGCUAGUGAGGAAAAUAGCAGUCAUUCUAAGCGUAGAUUUCUGGACGGUAAACGUUGUUUAAACUGUUACAAGACCUACUUUGAGCCUCUAUCCGUUGGUAAUGGUCCUUCGGAAUACUGCGAGCUGAAAGAAAUUGUUGAAAUUAUAAAACCAGAUGCAUAG